AUGGAAACUGUGGGUCUGGCCCCUGAGGGGGCACAGUACCGAGAAGCCGGCCUGUCAGCAGGAUUAGUGGAGACCAUACUCAGCUCUAGAGCUCCCUCCACGAGGAAAUUGUACGGCCUAAAAUGGAAUGUUUUCACCAUUUGGUGCAGAGAGCGUGAUGUGGACCCAGUUAACUGCCCAGUGGCUUCAGUGCUGGAGUUCCUCCAAGAUUGCUUCUCAGCUGGUCUUACCCCGUCCACUCUCAAGGUGUACGUGGCUGCCAUUUCGGCUUUCCACGCUCCUCUGAGUGAUGGGCCUCUGGGGAGACAGCCGUUGGUCGUACAUUUCCUCCGUGGGGCUUGGAGGAUGAGACCUGCGGCUCGUACCAGGGUUCCCACUUGGGACCUGGCGGUGGUUCUCGGAGGGUCGGCUGAGGCCAAGAACCUUUCCCUUAAGGUGACGGCGGAUGAGGAGAGACUUUACCUGUCAGAAUAUAUAUCCAGAGGUCCUCCUCAUGGCGGAAAGCCUUCAUCAAAAGUGCCUUUUCCCCCGCUUCGCAACGUAGCCAUGCUACAGCUUUCCGGCCCCGCGACACCCGUUUCAGGCCAAAAGGAGGAGCGGGUGGGUUACCUAGAUAUGUCUCACCAGCGACCUCGGGUUUGCCACAAUCCUGACAUGCGUCGGGAACAGGAACGCCUUGACACCUUUCAGAAUUGGACUCCUGCACCAGUAAGUCCAGCCGAGCUUGCCAAAAGUGGUUUCUACUACCUUGGUCAGGGCGACAGAGUGGCUUGCUUCAGUUGUGGAGGCCAGCUUAGCAACUGGGAACCGGGAGAUCGUGCAGUAUCAGAGCACCAGAGGCAUUACCCCAACUGCCGCUUUGUUAGAGGUGACCGAGCAGAUAAUGUACCUUUAUCUAGCCUUUUCAAUGUAUCGGCAAUGCAACAGUGUGAAGAAAGGUUGCUCACAUUUGUCUACUGGCCCUCAAGAAUAACUGUUCGACCAGACCAAUUGGCUAAGGCUGGUUUUUACUAUGUUGGUUGUAAUGAUGACGUGAAGUGCUUUUCUUGCGAUGGUGGACUCAGAUGUUGGGAGUCUGGUGAUGCUCCAUGGGUAGAACAUGCCAAGUGGUUUCCAAGAUGUGAAUACCUGUUGCAAGAAAAGGGCCUAGAGUUUGUUCAUCAGAUUCAAGCAAGAUUUCCAAGACUAUUUGAACAGCUAUUGACUAAUGGAGACAGUGACUCAAGAGAAUUUGUUAAUCCGCCUGUGGGUCCUGGAGAAGACCGUUCAGAAGAUGCGGUGGUGAAGUCUGCUUUAGAGAUGGGAUUUGAUUUUGGCCUGGUGAAGCAAACCGUUCAGAGCAAAAUUCUCGCAAGUGGAGAAAAUUACAAAACCGUUCAAGAGUUGGUAUCUGAUUUACUAAGUGCAGAAGAAAUGGCAUUAGAUGGUUUUACUUUUCUUAAGAAACAUCAUCUUGCCGUGUCACAGCGCCUAAAAAGUGUGCAGAGCUUAAUGGACCAUCUUCUAGAGGAGAGCGUCAUCUCACAGAAAGAGUAUGACAUUAUUCGUAACUGCGCUACAGUCACGCAGCAGACAGGGCAGCUCAUUGAGUUAGUCCUGUCGAAAAGAAAUGCAGCAGCAGAGGUCUUCCUCAACUGGAUCAAGAAGAAUGAUGUCUGCCUGCUGAGAGAACUGAUGGCCCAGACAAAUGAAGCUGCAUCCCCGAGUCAAGAUCUUUCAGACUUGCCUAUGGAGGAACAGUUAAGAAGACUUCAAGAGGAGCGCACAUGCAAAGUUUGCAUGGAUAAAGAAGUGAACAUUGUCUUCAUCCCCUGUGGUCACCUAGUUGUGUGCAAAGAAUGUGCACCUUCUCUGAGCAAGUGCCCCAUAUGUAGAGGCUUGGUCAAAGGAGCUGUCCGUACUUUCCUAUCAUAA
Carassius carassius (crucian carp) is the source of this 1914-nucleotide messenger RNA. Its product is annotated as baculoviral IAP repeat-containing protein 2-like. Lineage: Eukaryota; Metazoa; Chordata; Actinopteri; Cypriniformes; Cyprinidae. Bases 1 to 1914 code for a protein of 637 amino acids. The transcript is spliced from 3 exons. The record is from RefSeq and is a predicted model, not a curated record. Gene Ontology annotation, molecular function: cysteine-type endopeptidase inhibitor activity involved in apoptotic process; ubiquitin protein ligase activity. Gene Ontology annotation, cellular component: cytoplasm; nucleus. Gene Ontology annotation, biological process: negative regulation of apoptotic process; negative regulation of necroptotic process; regulation of cell cycle.